Molecule: messenger RNA, 723 nt
Organism: Sparassis crispa
Lineage: Eukaryota; Fungi; Basidiomycota; Agaricomycetes; Polyporales; Sparassidaceae
Exons: 3
Coding region: 1-723 (240 amino acids)
Source: RefSeq, a predicted model, not a curated record
AUGCUACAUAACGAUCACUCGCAAAUACCGGUCCUUCGUCAAGGUCUCGACGUCUCCGCUUUCUACAAUACCUGGCGCGUAUUCAUGGAAUGGUCAGAAAUUACGAGGAUCGACCACCUGAGCGUACCAUGUAUUCGUGGAACCAUCUGGCACGACGCUUCUAAUCCCAGGUAUGUUGCCUUUAUAUAUCCUGCCUGCUGCUGCCAGGCUGAUAACGCGAACCCAUCGUCAUCCGUCCCGGAUUUCGCUGUCCACGCUACUCCCUCAGAAUUUCGAAAAGUCGGCCGCAAAUAUGUCUCCAUGUCCCCGGUCCAAUGUCCAAAAUCUAGUACCGAGACGGACGUGGCGAGCACAUCCCAUCCGCCUUCGUCGGACAUGCGCACGUCCUUACUGGAGGAGAUCGAGGACCUGAAGCGUGAACAACAAAAAUUAAUGCAGCUGAUCCUUAUCUUAGAGAAGGAGGUGAAGACCAUGGAGCUCCGAGUCGAACAGUCGGGACGACGUGCAGUUCAUGUUCGAGAGUUUGCAGAGGCUACAGCCGACCUGGCUGCGCUGGUCCGCGCCGAGCGAGGAUCAUUGAGCACCCCUCCCCCUCCCCCUUACGGUGCAUACGUGGAUCAAAAUCCUAUUGAUGACACCUGUAUUCACUAUUCCCAGGUGCCUGAGCUGCUUGCGGGGGGCGUUGGUUUCGCUGUUCGUGUCGUGUACCUCGCUCAAUAUUAA